Cyphellophora attinorum is the source of this 837-nucleotide messenger RNA. RefSeq lists its product as uncharacterized. The record is from RefSeq and is a predicted model, not a curated record. Lineage: Eukaryota; Fungi; Ascomycota; Eurotiomycetes; Chaetothyriales; Cyphellophoraceae. Bases 1 to 837 code for a protein of 278 amino acids. The transcript has a single exon.
AUGGCGCAGGUCUCCUAUGUGGGCUCAAGCGCUAUAUUGCCACCAAGCAGAUCAUUUCAUCCUUUCCAACGGCAACCUCCACAGCACGACGUGGCGAGAAAACCAGACAAACCCAGCGCAAUCCUUCCGCCAGACCAGCCCCCGGAUCCUAAUGUGCCCUCUCAUCUGCUGACCCUCCCUGCUGAGAUCCGUAGCUACAUUUUCAGCUAUCUCGUUACAACGAACCGCAGCAUACCACUAGAUCCCCAGCGGGCAAAUUGGCAGGGCUGGGUCAAGCCUCUCCACAGUAUGGCCCCGCUCCUGACAUGCAAAUCCAUCAGCGAGGACCUUCUCGACUUGCUCUACGGCUCCAACAUCUGCUUCAUCAAUCUCAGUCGUUGGCCAUUAUACUCAUAUACUCUCAAGACCAUCGGACCAUCGAAUCUGCAGCGCAUUCGCGACCUAGCCAUCAUCACGGAGCCCUCACUCAACCCAUAUGCCCCCCAAGUCGGCCGCUAUCACAGCCCGCCCUUCCUCGACUCGAGGCUCUGGGAUGCAUUACUGCAAGACCUCGCAUACGUCGAUCUCGUCAUCCGCGCACCUGGAAAAUUAUCCGACCCGCCUGGUUUCUGGAUCCAGCAUGACAAGUACUUCGACGAGUACAUGGGAACACUUCUCCCCUUUCUAGCAGACACGCUUCGUCCCCUCGUGGCUUCGAAACUCGCCGCAGGAUGCACCGCUGAACCCGUCAUCUCGAUCGACACCAACGGCGACCACCAGGCGCAGUACGUAGUUUGGAAGUACUUCAGGUGUCGGCAUUGCAGCGGCGAGACCCUGCAUGGCGACGCCGUGUUCUAG